Messenger RNA from Salvelinus fontinalis (brook trout), 6159 nucleotides. Its product is annotated as large neutral amino acids transporter small subunit 4-like. Lineage: Eukaryota; Metazoa; Chordata; Actinopteri; Salmoniformes; Salmonidae. Gene Ontology annotation, biological process: transmembrane transport; neutral amino acid transport. The record is from RefSeq and is a predicted model, not a curated record. Gene Ontology annotation, molecular function: L-amino acid transmembrane transporter activity; neutral L-amino acid transmembrane transporter activity. The coding region runs from base 292 to 2019 and encodes 575 amino acids. The transcript is spliced from 14 exons.
GCCAAUGGAGACGCAGGCUUGUUUGUGCAGCUUUCGGUGCGAAAAUAAAAGCAGGAAUCUGCGUUGAAAAGAGAAAUGUUGAUGCAAAGAAACAAAAGAUUGAGUCAAGUCUACAAUCUACCGUAUAUAGAUGUUAUUUGUUGUUUUGAGAAUAACAACUAUAGAUUUUAAUACAAAGACUAAGUCCAGUCAGUGGAGAGGCAGGCGACCUUGUUCGUGGUUCCAGACACGCAGGCCACCAGCCCUCCUUCUUUCUACGAGCCUUGUUGUGCCCCUCUUCUCCCCGUGAAGAUGGCACCCUCCCUGGCCACAGCCUUCUCCAGGCGCUGGUGGAUGGCUGUGACUGCGGUCAUAGAGAACCUGCUGUUCUCUGCUGUGCUGCUGGGCUGGGGCUCCCUGCUCAUCAUGCUCAAGUCUGAAGGCUUCUACUCCUACCUCUGCCGAGAACCUGGUAACAGCACCAGUCAGAACCAGUCUGAGACAGUCCAGGUUGGGGAUGCGGAGGGGAUCACCCAGAGUCCCGUGGUGGAGGAGGAUUACCUCCAGAUGAACGGCUGGCCCAUCUGUAAGGACCAGGAUGAGAUGCUGAACCUGGCCUUCACCGUGGGCUCCUUCCUCCUCAGUGCCAUCACCCUGCCCCUGGGCAUUGUCAUGGACAAGUAUGGCCCACGCAAGCUCCGGCUGCUCGGCAGUACCUGCUUUGCUUUCUCCUGUAUCCUGAUCGCUUAUGGAUCGAGCGACCCCAAGAAUCUGUCCAUCCUCAUAUUCUUUGCUCUGGCACUGAACGGGUUCGGAGGAAUGUGCAUGACCUUUACUUCCCUCACGCUGCCCAAUAUGUUUGGUGAUCUUCGUUCCACCUUCAUCGCUCUCAUGAUUGGAUCGUAUGCAUCCUCUGCUGUCACCUUCCCUGGGGUCAAGGUGAUCUAUGACCUAGGAGCCACCUUCAUCACCAUCCUGCUGGUGUGGGCUGCCUGCGCUGGCCUCGUCUUCAUCAACUGCUUCUUCAACUGGCCCCUGGAGCCCUUCCCUGGACCUGAGGAUAUGGACUACACUGUGAAGAUCAAGUUCAGCUGGCUGGGCUUUGACCAUAAGAUCACUGGAAAGCAGUUCUACCGCCAGGUGACCACGGUGGGGAGACGACUCAGCGUGGGGAACAGCAUGAAGCAAAACCCCAAGGAGCUGGCCCAACAGGAGGGCAACAAGCUGUGUCUCUCCACCGUUGACCUGGAGGUCCAGUGCAAGUCCCAGGAGGAAUCCCAGUCCUUCAUGAAGAGUGUCCUGAGUCCUAUCUUCAUGCUCAGCCUGAUCACCAUGUGUGUCACCCAGCUGAGACUUAUCUUCUACAUGGGAGCCAUGAACAACAUCCUCGAGUCGCUGUCCGACAGAGACUUGAGCACAGUGAGUGUGUACACCUCCAUUUUCGGAGUGCUGCAGCUGCUGUGUCUGAUGACCGCUCCAGUGAUCGGGUACAUCAUGGACUGGAAACUCAAAGAGUGCGAGGAUGAGAACGCGAAGCCGGGCAAAAGAGAUCUUACCCAGCCCAAGCGUCGUGACAGACAGAUCCAGAAAAUCACCAACGCCACACGGGCCUUCAUCUUCACCAACCUGUUACUGAUGGGCUUCGGGGUCACCUGCCUCGUCCCCAGCCUCCCUCUCCAGAUUCUAUCGUUUAUUCUGCACACCAUUGUGAGAGGAUUCAUCCACUCUGCGGUUGGAGGGCUCUAUGCUGCUGUGUACCCGUCGUCUCAGUUUGGCAGUCUGACAGGCAUGCAGUCCCUCAUCAGCGCCCUGUUUGCCCUGCUGCAGCAGCCCCUCUUCAUGGCCAUGAUGGGCCCCCUGAAGGGAGACCCCCUAUGGAUCAACGUGGGCCUGCUGGGGCUGACGGUGCUGGGCUUCUGCCUGCCUCUCUACCUGCUCUGCUACAGCCGCCAGCUCCAACGCCAGAAGCAGGAGCGCGAGGAGGACCCCAAGAUCUACGUCCAGAUCAACAACGGCAGCAAGCCCGAGGCCUUCGUCUAGAGAGACAGACUGACGGACGGGGAUUUGUUUCAACAACGAGAAGGAGGAACGGAGAGUGUGAGGAGGGGAGAGGUCACAGGUGUGACGAAUCGCAACCUCACCCACCAACUCCGGUCCCUCUAACCGUCUGCACUUGCACUCAGACGAUACUCUCUCACUCUCUCUCUCGCUCUCUCUCUCUCUCUCUCUCUCUCUCACACACACACACACACACACACACACACACACACACACACCACGCCCACUGCCAAACACACUCUGUCAAACCUACAGUAUAUGUUCACAAAUCUCAGAGAACUACUAUGAUAAACACACACACUUUUACACUCCCCAGAACAUCAUUGACUACAUACACUGUGAAAGACACGCAACAACACACACGUUGUGAAACCUCUUCAACACACACGUUGGGAAACCUCUUCAACACACACGUUGGGAAACCUCUUCAACACACACGUUGGGAAACCUCUUCAACACACACAUACACAGUUCCUUUUCCAGGGACACACCACCAAAUGGACAUUGUUCAUCUUCUCACCACUGAAAUGAGAAAGGACAACCGCGGGUCUGUGAACUGAGGAGAAAGGAGAGAAGAAGAGGCUGGAGGAUCUCCACGACUUUCUCCUCCCUUCCAGUCUCCUCUUUGUUUCAGUGCUCUUUCAUUUUUUAAUAACAUUUUUUGUCUGAUGCCAUGCUCACUCCUGCCUGUCAGUGCAAAAAGAGGACACUGAUUCUCUGGUCACCAUGCGAAAAGAACUAGAGAGGAAGCAAGUGGUCAACGCCAUGUCAAAGACCUCCAGUGCUGGAUGUGGUGACUUGAACCAGAUGACGUCCUCCUCCUCACAAUUAUAAUACCCCACCACCAGUGUUUUUACAUGUGUUUUCAAUGAUGCCAGUAACGACGACGAGUAUCGCCUCACUUUCUAAUUCUGAUCCAAGUUAGUCUCACACCGUCUCGUACUGCACUGGGGGUCUUCUACUUCACACCCUGAGAACUGGUUUAAUGAUUAGGACGUUGUUGAAACGUUAUCGAAACGUUUAUUGGCGAUAGGUCUGUAUUUUUCUCUGUGGUUGUUACAUGUCAAUGCUUCUCUGUUGUCACAAGUAGUUUGGACUGGAGGUAGAAGUGAAACAGGUUGUAUAGAAGUUCCAGUACUCCAAAUGGUGCUAAGAGUUCUUCCUGCCAUAACGUUCCCAUUUGGUUCUGUAACGUUCCCAUAACGUUCUGUAAUGUUGGGGAUAGUCAUUGUAAAUGAAUUGGUAAGAAUGGAACCUCAUGCAACCUUUAGAAGCUAGUCGAUGUAACCUUCUCAUCUAGCGAGUGUUCCUUCCAGUGUCUCAAAGAACAAACCUUGUGACUCAGUCUUUUAGUUUUUUUGUUGAAGAUAACAGAGGCGUGGAGUGUUUGGAGCUGUCGUUUUAAGACUGUUUCAAACAGCUCUAGGAGACUAGAAAGCAAAGGCGUGUUUUUUGUAACACUCAGCACUCUAGGUGCAAUUUGAGCUGAGAGUAAGUGAUUAGGCCAAUGGGUUUCCAGUGUGCAGGCCAGCGUUUUACUUCUAGGGAAUACUAUGUGGCUGUGCUUCAAACAAAGCAUGGCAUAGGUUGAAACAAGCCUCUUACCGGCAAUAAUGUGCCACAACAACAUAAGGUACAGCACAGCUGUAGAAAAAAUGGGUUCCUAAAGGGUUCUUCGGCUGUCCCCAUAAGAGAACCGUUUUUGGUUCCAGGUAGAACCCUUAUGGACAUCCGAAUAACUGUUUUAGGUUCUAGAUAACACGUUUUUUCCCCUAAGAGUGUAGGCUAUGUUAUCAAGCAUCAAUGCAUGGUUCUAUAUCACUCUCACUGGAUACACUGACAGGACCACUGACUGGUCUUGUCUUGGCAGUCCGUUUUGUCGUGCAAAAAUAAUUUCUUAUUGACUUGGUGUGUUUUCUUUUUAUUUGUGAUGACCAGAUUUUGUUUUUGUCAGGAGAUCUGGUUUUUAAAAAGUAAUACGUUUUAUCAACUGCAUUUUACCUGCAAUAUGAUACUGACAUACUGUUCAAGCUUUUGUUCUGUUUCAAGACAAAUGUGAUUUAGUACAAAUGGUUUUACAAGAAAUGGUUUAAGAUAGAUAGGAGAUGUGUGGCUUAAGGUGAACUGUGGUUGCUAUGGGCCUAUACCUGCCACGGUUCUACAGUACCUGAAUUACAUGGAUGAAUUUCAAUUCUGAUUCGCUGUAGCAAUACGUACUUAUGUGAGUUGCUGAGCAAUUCUCUACUCUUCCCGGCAACACAUAACUCUGUGAACAAACACUGUUGUCCAAGCACACACACAUACACACACACAGUGCAAGAAUGUGGAUUGAUAUAAUGUAAUGUUUAUUACAAAGGUGCUUCUCAAUGACAGGAACAUGGACUCAUAUUUUUAUUGAUGUACUGGUCAGGUAGUGACCAUCUAGUUCCUGCAUCUAUCAAUGGUCUCACUUACAAAGCCUCACUUUGUAGCGACAAAUUACUUGAAUUAUCGAAUUCCAACUUGAACUUUGAUUCACUUUUCAAAUCAAAAAGGGAGACGGAGAGAUGCUUGAAUAUGAUAUCUGAUUCUAAAUCCACACUCUUGCAGCUGUUGUGAAUGUUGUGAUCGUGGGACCCAGGUGGGCGGGCAGGCAGGUCAUGAUAGGACGUUAUGUUCUUGAAUGAUCUGUUGCAGGUAACAGACACCGGAGAGAGAGAGUGUGAGAACUUGAUUGAUGUAGCUCUACGUCCGCAGAUGCAGUAUUUAGACUGGACGGGACACCUGCUUUUCCUCAGUCACCCACAGAAGCACUUCCAAAGACUAUGUAACUAGCAGAUUGCCUCUAUGUGCAGAUGAUUUGAGACGCGGAUACGGCAAGUUGGUGCCCCGCCCUCUCUCAUCAUGACCCGUCACAUUGAUCCAUCCAUGUCCAAACCACUGUCCUGAACUGUUGCACUGACAGACCUGUUUCUCCACUGCAGUCUCACCCAAACACCACCCACCCAAGAGAUCCUUCACAUACUGGCGAUGGAACUGAGAGACAAUGCUAGAAUCCCCAAAAGCUUUGAGAAUGAAAUAAGUGACACCUGAAUGGCACAUAUGCACCUUAGUCCUCGUAUCAGGAUCUCAAUGCUAUUAUUCUGAAUGGCCUGCAUUGAAAUAUAACAUAGACAGUGCACCUCUUGCUGGUUCUGCAUGUUAGCAUAGAAUGUAUUCCCAGUAGUAUUUUUUAUUCAUAGAGUAAUGACAUCGGAACUGCAAGAAACUGUUAUUUUUGUUACUUACCGCGGGUGGUCUUAGUCUCUCCUCUUGUGUGCAUCGUCCAGUAGGUCCCUGUCCCUCAAUAUAGAAUGGCUCCUUGCUACUGACUGCUGUUUAGGCCUGUCUCUUUGGGUUUCUCGAUUUCAAGGAUCUACACACACACACACACACACACACACACACUCUGAUAGAGAAACAGGUCUAGACAUCCUCACUUUGAACAUCACUCUACUUGUCGUUUACAUGAAUUUAUUUUGCGAAAAGAGAAAAAGCAUGUAUAGCCUUAUAGACUGGUUCUCGUGGCUUGAACAUGUGACUGGAGAUUGCAGGUGGAUCCUGAUAAUGAUGCUAUACUGUACUCCAGCACAAUGAAUGUGGGACUGGGAUGAUUUUCAUUCCCUCAGUAUGGGAGAAUCAGCACUUUUUACACUGCCAUACCUUAAACUGUCAUUCUACUCAAAAUGCCAUCCCCGUAGUUCUUUUCUAGAUGUGACAUACUUUUACUACUAUCCCCUUCCCUGGGAUGUAAAGUGUGAUUGAUUGACUGGCUAUUCUCUGAUGAUGAAAAACAAGCAGUGUUUUUUUGGAUAGAGUGUUUUAAUGGUUUGUGUGUCACUUUUAGACAUUGAGCGGGAACUUCAGCUGAAACACCAAUGCUUUUCCCUGACUUGUACCUUAUUUUUUUACAUUCUCCUUUUUGGUGUUUGUUUCAAUAUUUCAUGUCUAUAUACUGUAUAUUGGAUCUCAAGUUUUUGUCUUAUAUCACAUUAUAGCCAUUGUUAUUGACAUUUUGAGUCGUUGUCUAAAUGAGAAAAAAAAUCUAUAUAUGAAAAACAUAAACAGAUUAAUUUGUAAAAAUAAAGUGUCCGUUUGUAAUUA